AUGAGUUCUAAUCAUACCUUCCUGGACCCGUCUCUCUACACCCUAGCCGAGGAUGAAGCCGCAUUUAUUAAAUCUCAGACUGGAAUAUACGACGGACGACGAGCUAAAAAGCCUCAUAUUCGCUAUCCGGGAAGAGGCAUGCACAGUGGAUGGGUAUUCAUCCUAGCAUUUCGUGCUAGUGUAACGGCGAUGCAGAUUUACCCUUUUUCGAGCAUUCACCAAUUCGAGUUUGCUCAACCCAAAAUUUCCAAACUGCCGUGCUACCAACAGUUCUUGAACCUCGGAAGAGGUUGUAAGGGAAUAUACGCUGAUAUUGGAUGUUGCCUUGGUGCUGACCCCAGAAAGGCGGUCAUGGAUGGCUAUCCCAUAGAUCAAAUUGUUGCCUCGGAUUUGCGCCCCGAGUUUUGGGAACUCGGUCACAAGUUCUUCAAGAGCACUCCUGAAACCUUCCCAGCACGUUUUAUCCCUGUAGACAUCUUCGACCUGACAGGUCUAUCAAAGACAGAAGGAGGCCCUAUCCCCGAUAUCUCCAAAGUGCAGUCCCUGGCCGAGCUCAGAGGAAACAUUUCCGCUAUCCACGCCUCAGCUCUCUUCCACUUUUUCAACUAUGAAGAACAGUUCGAACUCGGUAAAAUUAUGGCAUCUCUGUUGUCAUUCGCUCCAGGCUUCAUGAUCUUUGGGGCACAUGUUAGUCGACCUGAAGGACAGAUCUACCUCGAGGUUGCCCUGGACAACGAUGAUAGAUAUGGUAUCUUCUUCCACUCACCAGAGAGUUAG
Messenger RNA from Desarmillaria tabescens, 777 nucleotides. RefSeq lists its product as uncharacterized. NCBI's taxonomy places the organism in Eukaryota, Fungi, Basidiomycota, Agaricomycetes, Agaricales, Physalacriaceae. The record is from RefSeq and is a predicted model, not a curated record. Bases 1 to 777 code for a protein of 258 amino acids. The transcript has 4 exons.